Molecule: messenger RNA, 1092 nt
Organism: Alternaria ventricosa
Lineage: Eukaryota; Fungi; Ascomycota; Dothideomycetes; Pleosporales; Pleosporaceae
Exons: 1
Coding region: 1-1092 (363 amino acids)
Molecular function (GO): O-methyltransferase activity
Source: RefSeq, a predicted model, not a curated record
AUGGCCGCGGAUCCGACUCCGAGCAAGGCUGCUCUCUCCCUGCUCGACAACAUCGCGCAACUGAGCAAUGGCUUCAAAAAUGGCGAAAGCGGCGCAAGAGAAGGAUUACUGGACGCAUGCCGUAGCCUCAUCUCAGAAGUCAGCCAUCCAUCCGAAAACAUGCUACAAAUACUCUGGGCGCAACCCGCCCACCUCUCCACCCUCUGGAUGGCCGUCGAAGUAAAGCUCUUCCAAGCCAUGCGCUCCGUUCCAGACUCCGGAGCCAGCAGUCUAGAUAUCGCAAAAAAAUGCGACAAAAACGUCGACCCCGUCAUCGUCGCACGCAUGCUGCGGCACCUCGCCGCCAUGGGCACGGUGCGCGAAACAGGUCCUGAUACCUUUGCCAAUACACCCACCUCAUCUGCCUUCGCAGAGCAAUCAUACCAAGACUCCAUUUUGUACAUUGCCGAAGAUUUUCAACCCGUACAUCACUCUAUGAAAUCGUAUUUCGAACAGAGGGACUGGAAGUGUCCGGACUCGGGGCUUGACGCGCCGUUCCAGCAUACUUACAAUUGUAAGGGGAGCCAUUACUUUGAGUAUUUUCAGCAGAAUCCGGAGAUGGGGAGAAGGUUUGCUAGUAUGAUGGGGAGUUGGAGUAAAGGAAGGCCGAGGUGGUUUGCGGAGGACUACUACCCUGUGCAAGAGAGGUUGAUUAGUGGAGCGGAGAAGGACAAGCCUUUCCUUGUUGAUGUUGGUGGUGGGUCUGGACAUGAUAUUGAGGGGCUGAGGGAGGCGUUCGGGGGCCAGCUACCAGGUGGGCUGGUAUUGCAGGACAGGCCUGAGAUCGUUGAGCUUGCGAAACUUGGGCCUGGUGCUGAAGCGAUGCCACACGACUUCAUGACGGAGCAGCCUGUCAAAGGUGCAAGGGCGUAUUAUCUACAUUCCAUCAUCCAAGACUGGAACGACGAGGUCAACACGGAGAUCUUGAAAGCGAUCGUGCCGGCCAUGACGAAGGGGUAUUCCAAGGUUCUCGUUAACGAUUUCGUGGUGCCGGAUCAAGGCGCACAUUGGGUGCAGAGUAAGUUCUUCGCCUUCUCUAGUGUGAGAGUGUGA